This is a messenger RNA of Etheostoma cragini (Arkansas darter), 2217 nucleotides long. It is a transcript of the gene azi2, whose product is annotated as 5-azacytidine induced 2. The record is from RefSeq and is a predicted model, not a curated record. The transcript has 8 exons. Gene Ontology annotation, cellular component: cytoplasm. NCBI's taxonomy places the organism in Eukaryota, Metazoa, Chordata, Actinopteri, Perciformes, Percidae. The coding region runs from base 193 to 1401 and encodes 402 amino acids. Gene Ontology annotation, biological process: canonical NF-kappaB signal transduction.
CGGAAGUUUUUGUUUCCUCACCUGUCAGUUCUGGCACUGUGCGAGAGUCCAUCCUUGUCUCUUUGUUUUUCUGCGAUAAAGAGGUCUUCUUUUUUCAAAAAUAAAUGCUAAUCCCGUGUGAUCAACUGACAACUAAUUGAGGACAACAUCUAACACGGUCUUCUAUCUGCUACAGAGUAGGCCUGUGCAGGCAUGGAGCCCCUGGCAGUGGAUGAUGACAUUUGCAUUCUUAAACAUGAGACGGCCUACACCGGUGCUGGCGAGAGUCCUGUAUCGGUGUGUGCCGGCGAUGAAUCGGUUGCUUCCCACUUUGCCCUGGUCACGGCCUAUGAGGACAUCAAGAAGAGGCUGAGAGACACCGAGCGAGAGAAUACCUUACUGAGGAAGAGGGUUAAGCAGCUGGAGGAUAAGCUCUUCAGGCCAGAGGCUCCUCCAUCAGAGGGUCCCCAGUACGUGAACAAGGCCUUCAGUGCUUACCGAGGUAUCUAUAUAGAGAAGGAGGACCUGCAGAUGGAGCUUAACAAACUGAAAAAGGAGAAGAGUGAUAGUGAGAGGUUGCUGACGGAGCAGCUCCAGGCCAAAGAGUUGGAGCUGCUUCAGCUGAAGACGGAGAUGGAGACCAGCCAAGGUACAGUGAUGAAGAGCCUGAACAGCCCUCAGGACUACUGGCAGGUGGACAGGGUCAGCACUGAGCUAAAGAUCCACAAACUGCAGGAGGAGCUGGAGAGGGUGACACUGGAAAACAGCCGGCUGCUGGAGAGAAGUGGGGAGGAACCCCUUGGCCUUAACGGACCAGACUUGGACCAGACCUGUGACACAAAGUACAAUACAAGGGAAAGGAGCAUUCAGCAGACAUACGAGUCUUUGUGCUGCGAGGUCACUCGUCUCCAUUCAGAGCUGAAGCACCAAACGGCCCUGAUUAGGAAACUCAGGCCACUCGACAGUGAGACAAGACAAGCUGCCUCCACAGUUCCAGUCCAGUGUCUGGACGACGUGGAAAAGAACAACCACCACGCAGUUCCUCGGGCGUCAGUGCCUCGCCCCCCUAGUGCCCCCCCACUCCCCUCGUGCUCCGGCCGCCCCUGCCCCCCUGUCGGCGGCCCGUCAGGCACCGUGCUGCCGGACAGCCUGAGGGAGGACUGCUGGUACAACGGGAUCUGGCCCUCCCAGAGCUGUUCAGGGGAGGCUCUGGUUGGCAGCGACACCUGCUCGGUCGUCCUGCCCCCGCCCCCCCUGAACCAAGCCUCCCUGGAUGACAGCUCGCGCUCCUUCCCCAGCCCCCCCAAACCCAGUGACGCCAUGUUCUGGGAGGGACACUCCACUGCAUCCAACUCCUCGUCCUCAAUUGGAAACUGCAGUCCCAGGAGCCCCCCCAAUGCCGAGUGGGCCAAGCCCUAUUGAGGGGAAACUUCGGUGGGAGAAUAGAUGAUUAAAUAAUGUGUAAUUGAAUGGAAAAUAAAUGAAUGGAUGAACGAAUGGACUCUCCAACCCUGCCACAUAGCUACCACCUAACCUGCCUUAAGUUGAUAAGACCACUCCUCUGGGCUGGAAUGCACUGGACCUGCUCGUUGUGGGGGCUAAUUGAGGCCAGAGGAGGCCUUUUUUUGGAGGUAAAGACUCGGUAAACUCAUUACUCUGUUAUCUCUGCACACCGCAUCGGUGAACAUAUCGGACUUUGCAGAGGAACGUUUGAUGAGCAGAAUUGUUUGUCUGUGUGUAUGUGUCCUUGUAUGCACAUGCAUAAGUGUGUGCAAGCAUGCAUACAAGCAGUUGUACUUCUGUGUGCAUAUACACACAUCCAACAGAGUGUGCCUGUGUGUGCAGAUCAGUGUGUGGGCAUCUUUCGCCAGCCUGUAUCUGUAUAUCGUCAUAUUUAUCCUAAUAGGGCUCAAAGGGCCUCUUUCUCCAUUCCCUGCGGCCAGUGAUCACUGGGGCCACAGCAUUGUACUAGAAUUUGUAAAACUGUACUGUCCAAUGCAAGUCUUUUUACAUUUGAUCGCUGUAAAGUAUAAAAGGUAUGUAGUCCCAUGGAUGUCUCAUGAUCAUGUGGAGGAGAGAAGUAGGUCUGAGGACUUGAUGUGAUUGUUUUUGUACUGUGAUAAAGAACAUAGAGUAACUGUAGGAUAAUCAGAUUAUUUGUUCCAAAUUAUAACAGCUACCAAAUGGCAUCCUUUUUUUCCCCUUAAAAUUGUUAUUUUUGUUAAGUCCUUAUGGAUC